UCUUUUCUUAGAGUUCACAAGAAAAAACUUAAUAUCCCUAAAGUGACUACAUUUAAUUAUCCACAAUUUAUAAAAAACAUCGAUUUUGCAAUAUUGUUUUCAAGUAUUCGUCAAUGGAUAAAAAAACAUCAUCGCAUACGUCCAAAAUUACGGGAAGACUAUUUUAUUAAUAGUGAUUCAGAAUAUGCAUCAUUUUUUGAGUUUGACGACUAUUUCGACGUUCGAGAACAAGAGAAAUUAGCAUUUGCACAAGCUAUAUUUGAAGUAAUUCUUAACAAUAGUUCAUCAAUCAAGAAACUUUUAAUUCGCUUACCGGAUAACAAUGAUUACUUAUCAAGUUGUCUUGGUGCAUAUUUUGAAGAACUGUUUACAACACCUGAAGCCAUUCAACAAUUAUCAAAUCUUGAACAUUUUGAAUGUAGUGGAAAUUUUUUAAAAGCGGAUUUUGUUAGAGAUGUGAUGGAGUAUGCAUGUAAUAUCAAAACAUUUACACUUGAAUUAUCAGAAGAUGACUAUGGGCCGAUAGAACAAUUAAGUUUUGGCAUCUCUAAACAAAAUAGUUUGGAAACAUUACGUCUGAUUUGUAAUGAUGAAGAUGAUCUUACAGAAAUAUUUAAAAGUUUAAAUGGAAUAUCAGGAUCUCUUCGAUCACUUGAAGUCACUAACGGAAUUCUUGAUAGUGAUCUUUCAGGGGAGUAUUUGGAGAAAUGUUUCCAAUUAAGAAAUUUAACCUUUACAAAUCUUGAUGUUUUCGGAGAAAAAAAGCCAUUUGCUAAUGCGGUAUUUCCACAUCUUGAGGAACUUUCAUUUACAGAUACAUAUUUUGACCUAGAGAGUGACAUUAAGGAAGAUCAUCAUUGUGAGAUUAUUACGCAAAUUAUUCAAAAUAACGGGCGAUCAUUAAAAAGUCUUAGUAUACUUGUGUAUUGGAAUAUUUGUCCAGGUUUUCCAAAUACUAUUUCACAAAAUUGUCAAAAUCUUAGGAAUUUUACUAUAAGGAUUAGUUCGUUUGAACUUAUACCAUAUUUAUUUGACAUUCUACGAGAAUGUCAGAACUUAGAGACGCUUAGUAUUCUAGGAACUCAAAAAGAUGUUUUGAUAGUUGAUGUAUUCAUGAUGGAUUUUACACAACUCUUACAACAAAAGCUUCGUUUUCUCGAUGUAACCAGUUGGGUGUUUGGGCAGAAACAAUUUACAACACUUUUAGAUUCCUGGCCAGGUCCUUUGGGCAGUUUAAAGUGCAAUGUUAGUAUUAAAGGCAUUAAAGAUUUUAAAGAUUUUCAAAAUUUGGUUCAGAAAUAUUUAUGGAGGAAGAAUAAAAUGUUAACGAAAUCUAAAUUCAGACGAAUAAGAAAUUAUUGGUUAGUUGAUGUAGAAUGGCACUAA
Racocetra persica is the source of this 1386-nucleotide messenger RNA. Lineage: Eukaryota; Fungi; Glomeromycota; Glomeromycetes; Diversisporales; Gigasporaceae. The record is from the annotation of a GenBank genome assembly.